This is a messenger RNA of Penicillium taxi, 2145 nucleotides long. RefSeq names its product terpene cyclase/mutase family protein. Bases 1 to 2145 code for a protein of 714 amino acids. The record is from RefSeq and is a predicted model, not a curated record. Gene Ontology annotation, biological process: ergosterol biosynthetic process; triterpenoid biosynthetic process. Gene Ontology annotation, cellular component: lipid droplet. Lineage: Eukaryota; Fungi; Ascomycota; Eurotiomycetes; Eurotiales; Aspergillaceae. Gene Ontology annotation, molecular function: lanosterol synthase activity. The transcript has 7 exons.
AUGUCAGCAAUUGAAUUGACUGAUCCCGAGCGCUGGCGACUCGACGUUGACGAGGGUGUCCACCGAUGGCGAUAUCUUGAUGGAUCUGAGUCUAUUCGACGACCGCAGGUCGCGGCUGAGAAAUAUUUUCUUGGUCUGAACACGGGACUACCACAACUUCCCAAGCCACGCAACUUUCAAGAAUCAGCUCUAAAUGGGUUCCGGUUCUACCAAGGUCUCCAGCUGGACGAUGGUCAUUGGGGUUGUGCAUAUGGUGGUCCUAGCUUCUUGCUCGCUGGCAUAGUGAUCUCUAUGUACAUUACCGAGACAGAGAUUUUGCCAGAAUGGAAGACCGAGAUUAUAUGCUAUUUGAUGACUACAGUCAACAAAGAUGGAGGCUGGGGCUUGCAUUCCGCUGGCGAUUCAACCAUUUUUGCAACAACCCUCUACUACAUCACAUUGCGAAUUCUGGGUCUCGAGCCUACUCAUCCUUUGGCUACCAAAGCUCGCAAUCGCCUUCUUACACUAGGAGGCGCCACUGGUAUCCCACAGUGGGGAAAGGUCUGGCUGGCUUUAUUGAAUCUUUACAGUUGGAACGGAGUGAACCCAAUCCCCCCUGAAUUUUGGUUGCUUCCUGACUGGGUUCCGUUCCAUCCAUGGCGUUGGUGGGUUCAAUGUCGCGUGGUUUAUCUUCCCGUUUCGUAUCUUUAUUCAAAUAAAGUCACAAAACCUCUGGAUCCACUACUCACCAGCCUCCGCCAGGAGAUUUAUACAUGCUCCUAUGAGGACAUUGUCUUUGAGAAAUAUCGCAACUAUGUGGGACCGCUUGAUCUGAAAAAGCCAACAUCUCCACUUCUCCGCAUCGCUAACGUAUUUCUGCGUUUCUGGGAGAAAUAUGUUCGGCCAGACUGGAUUGCUCAAUCGGCUAAUAGGAGAGUAUGCGAAUUGAUUGAACGGGAGGACAAGAAUACUUCUUACAACUGUUUGGCUCCAGUCAAUAAAGCCUUUCACAUGGUGGCUGUAUGGCAUUCUGAUGGCGCUAAUAGCGCUCGUAUGGCGCUUCACCGCGAGAAGAUUUCUCCAUAUUUAUGGAAGGGAGAAAAUGGAAUGACCUGCAGCGGUACUAAUGGUGUUCAAGCCUGGGACACGGCGUUCAGCAUUCAGGCCAUGGUGGAGGCUGGUCUAGGCACAGAUCUAGAGUUCCGUUCAUCAUUGGAAAGCGCACUCAAAUUCCUCGAAAUCUCUCAACUAAGAGAAGACUUGGAUGAUCCUUAUCGCCAGCCACGAAAGGGUGGAUGGCCAUUUAGCACCAGAGACAAUGGUUAUGUCGUGUCUGAUUGCGCAGCAGAGGGUCUUAAGGCUGUGUUAAUGCUUCAGGAGGAGUGUCACUUCAUCAAAAUUAUCUCUGAUGAUCGCCUCCAAGACUGCGUCGAUACCCUAUUACUCAUGCAAAAUUCAGGGGGUGGGUUCAGUAGCUAUGAACGCACUCGCGCUAGCACUGUGUUAGAAUACCUUAACGCAUCGGAGGUCUUUGACCGUAUCAUGGUUGAAUACUCGUACCCUGAAUGCACUACAGCAGUAGUGACGGCUCUGGCGCUCUUUCGUCGCCAUUUUCCCACCUACCGCUCCGCCGAAAUCGGCAAGGUCAUCGACCGCGCUCUAAAGUAUAUCAUCAGUGCGCAAAGGCCCGAUGGGAGCUGGUAUGGCUCAUGGGGAGUAUGUUUCACCUAUGCCUCGUUAUUUGCGAUCCAGAGCCUUGAACUGGUUGGCCAAACAUGGCAGACUAGCGAUGCUGUCCGCAAGUGCUGCAAGUUCCUGGUGCGCACCCAAAAAGAAGAUGGAGGCUGGGGUGAACACUACACAUCUUGCGAGCUAGAAGAGUACGUCCAGCAUGAUAAAAGCCAGGUUGUUAAUACAGCAUGGGCGUGCUUAGCACUAAUGCAUGCACGUUAUCCGUUCAAGGAAGUUAUUGAGAAGGGACUCAAGUUGAUUAUGAGUCGGCAGCAAGCGAAUGGAGAGUGGUACCAGGAGGAUGUUGAAGGAGUUUUUAACAACACAUGCAUGAUCGGAUAUCCGAACUACAAGCUUUAUUUCACUUCAUGGGCCUUGGGGAGAUAUAGCAACGUGUAUCUUCCCAUUCUCAAGGAAAUGGAAGAUCAUAAUUAA